Diospyros lotus (date-plum) is the source of this 4648-nucleotide messenger RNA. RefSeq lists its product as uncharacterized. The record is from RefSeq and is a predicted model, not a curated record. The transcript has 5 exons. Lineage: Eukaryota; Viridiplantae; Streptophyta; Magnoliopsida; Ericales; Ebenaceae. Bases 548 to 4219 code for a protein of 1223 amino acids.
CCGAACCACCACCAGAGAGUCUGCAGAGCGGGAAACCAAAUAACCCCCCUUCUCUCUCUCUCUACGCUCUCUCUUUCUCUCUCUACAAAUCUCCUUCUGACGGCUGUUGCAACCGCGAAUGCUUCAUCCGCUCGGCGACGGACGAUCUCCUCCUCCUGAUCUGCAUCUUCAUCGCAUGGUUCGCGUCGCUCGGUUCCGAGGACGAUUGGAGAUCGGAUUGCUUGCUUGUGUUGUCGUCGAUGAGUCGCGCCGUUUGAUCUACUAGAUAUCUUCCUGUUGUGUGUUCAUGUGUUUGUCCGUCCUUGUUUCUCUCUCUACUCUAGUCUCUACGGUUUCUUUAUGUUUAUGUAUCGCUUUCUUCCUCUUUCUCUUUCUCAAGUACUUGAAUUUCGACCGUAGAAACUCUGGCGAGAUUUUGCUUUUUUGUGUAAUUGCUUUCCCUUCGUCAUCUCUUUCUUUUGCCUAUUGUGCUAUUAUUAUAUGUGAGUCUCGAUAGCUCUCCCUCUCUCUCUCUCUCUCUCUCCCUCUCUCUCUAUUUGGAGGCGGCAUGGCGAUGGCGGUUGAGGGCUUUUCGAUCCGAGAGUACGCGUCGAAGAUGAGGACAGUUGAUGUAAUGAAAAGCUGGCCGUUCGGUAGGGAAUCAGAUGAGACUCGAAGGGAAGAUAUAGAGGCUUCGCUCCCUUUGAUUACCGUCGAGAAGUUUAGGUGGUGGUCUGACGAGCUCGAACUUGUGCGAUCCAGCGAAGAUAUGCCGGAGAUUUGUGGAGAAUCGUCCAACCAAUUGGCCAACGAGACCAUUUUGGAGCCGGAGAAAAUGGAGGUAGCUCUAGAGUUAGCUAAGAUGGUUUUGUGUCGGGAAGGUGAGAAAUUAGGUGUUACUGUAGAUGGACACCUUGCUUACGCUCCAAAGGACGAGCAGCGGCGGCAGAUGAAGAUAAGGGUGAAGUCGAGGGCGCAGAAGAAGAGAUCGAUAGUGGAGAUUUUCGCGGUGGCUCCGCAGGUGGAGAGGGUAGUCGACGACGACGACGAUAAUAAGGACAGUAGUCAAGAGGAUGGCGCUUGCAAUUCAAAGGUUUUGGCUUUGGGCGAUGUUGGAUCGAAUGUGAAAUUUAAGAAGGCAAAGAAGAUGAAGAAACCCAAAUUGAUAAAUGAAACCAUUAGCAAGUUCAAGAAACAAAAGAGGUUGAAAAAGGGCAAGAAGAAUGAAAGAGACUGUGUCGAUCGAUUGGUUCAGCCAAUUCCGAAAAAGGGUAAAAGUCAUAAGCCCAAACUACAAUCUCCUAUUGAUCGCACUACAAAACUGAGCAUUCCACUGUGCAGUAAAGGGUUAGGGAAGGAUAUUUGGGAUGCUGCACCUAUUCACAAGAAGAAACAGAGAGUAAAAUAUCUAUCCGGGCAAAAGAACAAACUUGCAAAAACUUCAAAGUUGGUGAAGCACAAAAAAUCAGCUUUUCCUGUUUGUGGAAUUCUCAAGAAUCACAAAAAAGGAAUUUCAGGAGAGGCCUCCACAGUCUAUGACUCACAGAUAGGUAGUAGAGUGAAUCAGUGUGGCCUUCUGCAAGUUGACAGGCAUGUCAGGUUCUCUGAUAAGGAUGACAUACUGGUAACAAGGAAGCCUUUUUCUUCUGCUGGGGGUCAUAAAUCACAAAAUAUUGGCAGUUUGAGUUUACCUAUAGAGAGGGGUAAAGAUUUAGCAAUUUCUAAGGUGAGUGAAAGCGAUGAAGAUGUUUUGAUUGGCACAGAAAAUGAAACACAGGUUCACACUGUAAGUGAAAGGCAGUUGUCUGAUACUUGCCAUCUUGGUAUGCCAAAUCUUCUGAGCCCACAAAUAGGUUGUCAGGAUCAUUUAUCUGAGAGAUCGAUGACUGUUAAUCAAGUUGCAGCCUGUAAUGAAAAAUUACAUUCAUUUGAACAAGGACACACAGAUGCAUCAUAUGGUCCCUUGUAUGCUUACACCCCAAGAUUCCUUUCUACCCUAAAAGAGGGAUAUAAUUUGGAAAUGAAUACUCAGGUCAGUGGAGGCACUUUAGGAACUUCUAAUUCCAGUGACAGGUUGAUUGGAUUUCAGUCUGGGAAUUCUAAAUUCAGUGAUGCUGCAAUCUGUUCUGUGGACUACAAGAAGGCAGUUCCUUCACUUUCGUCAUCUUGCUUUCCAAUUAAUGGAAAUGCAAAUCAAAUGCUUUUGCAUCCAUCACAGAGCACAACUGUAAAUUAUAACAAUCAUUCUAUGCAAUAUCAGCCUCUCCAUCAUAUUUCACCGAAGGAAUUGAUGCAGAGUAUAUGUUCCUUUCCAGACUGGAAGCAAAGAGCAAUUAUGGCUGAAGAAAAAUGCAUAAAUGAAGAUUUCUGUGGUUUGCCCCUUAACUCACAAGGGGAGCUAAUCCAGUUAAAUUCAAGGGGUAAAGGUGUGUUUAACCAGGUUAUGCGGCCUAUACAAAAAGCUUCUUCUGAGUGCUUACCUUUGCAUGGCAAUGGGGCGAACAGCUAUGCAGUUCUUUCAAAUGUUAAAGACACCAAACAUGAUGGCGGAGGACUGACAAAGGAUCAGUUAAAACUGUUUCCUGUUUGGAAUUCUGUGAAAGAGAACCCUAGCUUACCUGUCUCGCCUUGGGUAGGUAUUUGUGGAUUACAAGGGACCGGAAAAUUGGAUAUCCAGUCUUUAGAUUCUGUGGAGGGAAAUAACCAUUCUGUAUAUCAUAUGGAGUCAGGUUUGAAUCUCUCUCAUCAUGGGCACCGACAAGAUAACCAGGUUGACAACCAAUUUAGAGAUGCAAAGGGUCAUCAGGUGGAGAACCCUGACCGUAUUGCAAAUCAUAUAACCCAACCAACAAUGAAACUGAUGGGUAAAGAGUUCACAGUUGGUAGAAGCAGCAAGGACUUGCAAUCUUUUGAGGAUGGAAAUAUUUGGACUGAUAAGGAAAUUAUAGCAGAACAUUGUCCGCCAAAUGCUGCAAUCAACAGAUCCUCGUCAGAGAGAGAGUUUGGGCAGGACUUAAUCUCACAGCCAAGUUCUAGUAAAUUAAAAGAGAAGGUAAGUUGGUUAUCAGAAACUCAAAUCAGUCGGGCAUCACAAAGCAUGCUACAAAUGAAACCUCCAGAUUCUACGUUUUCUCAGCCAUACCUCAACUGUGGAAGUGAUGCCCAAUAUCAGAGUUACUAUCCCUCCAUCGACAGGAAUCAUAUUUCUAAAUUUCAUUCUUAUUUACCUUUGGAUCCUUCCACUCCAUUAUUUACCCGGACUUUCCCAGUCAAAGAGCCCUUCAUAUCUGGUUAUCAAUCACUGAAAAUUGACUCACGAAUCUCAAAUUUUGCCUCCAGUCAUGGGAAUGCCAGCUUAAAUUCUGCUGAACUGCAAAACAAGCAGAAACUGCCUCAUGCUACAACAUCAAUGCUUGAGUUCCCUUUCUUGCGUCAGGAUAGUAGAGAGAAUCCCCAGCCAUCUUGGUUUCAGAACUCUUCUAAGCGCUUGCCCCCAUGGUUGUUGAGUGCAACUCAACAGAAGGAAUCAUCACACGGUUAUUAUCAGCCUGAUGUCAAUUUGGAAGGCAUACAUCGUUCCUGCACAAUAUCUAGAGGUGGCCUCCAAACUCUCUCUUCUGUGCGGCCUGCGCCAGAGGUUUUCUAUCCAUGCAAUCCUGCAUGUUCUCACUCUGGAAUGCAAAAUUCACUUGGUUCAACAUCCUUGACUCGGCCUCCACUUAUUCCACUCGCCCGUGGAUAUAUGCCAGCUUCUGCCAUUGAUAAAAUCCAUGGAGAUAGAAUGCAAUCCAAAGAGAGAAUGUGCCCAACAGUUAAAGAGCUCGGGCAUAGCAAGAAAAUCAGAAAGAGAUCUGCGGCUAAAUUGGAUGAUUGUGCAAAGCUAACCAAGAUACCUCGCUUGACAGUCCAAGAAGAGACUGGUUCCAGGACACAGAAGACUGGCAUGGUAGCACUUGGACUUGAUUUAGUCAGAGAUCAACCAAGCAGUGUAGGAUGUGGCCAGAUUCGAACAUCAGAACUCCAAGGACCACCUGCCAUUGAUGCAUUUAAUGCCGAUGCCAUUGAGAGAUCAGGCCCCAUUAAACUAACUGCAGGAGCAAAGCACAUACUUAAACCUGUUCCAAAUUCGAACCAGGAUAGAUCAAAACAGACCCACUCAACCAUUCCUUUUGCUGCAGCUACUAGUUCCGUUAGAGUUUCUGAAUCUGAGAAGAAAUCAGCGAAGAUUUACAAGUUUUAGAUGAAUGACAUCCUUUUCUGAAGACGCAAGCCUUGACAUUUUGACAUUCUGAAGUUUUGGACUACUGUGAAGUGAUGAGGAAAUGCAAGGACUUUUAAGCCCAGGAAAAUUUGCAUGACCAUGACAGGUGAAGUGUGACAUAGUUUAUCUCGAGCUAUCUCACUGCAGAUGAAAUGUUAUCUGCCGACAACUGUUGUUGAAUUUUGCCGUCUGUUUCUGUAUGUUGGCUGUUAUAUCAGCCAAAUGCAGUAUGAUAUCCUUUCUUCUAAGUGGUUUUGAGUUUUCAGUGUUAGCAUUAAGCUGUUUUAUAACUUUUUUGUUAGUCCACCCUGAAACUGUUGGUGAAACAACUAGAUUAUGUGUUAUAAAGCAGUUUAAUUUAUGCCCUAUAAGUUGUUUUUGGCGAAUUUCAUUGACAUUUUUAAUUGC